CCUCGAAAGUCGGCGGGCAAAGGUGGCGCUGCGAAGAAUCGAACGGAAUAAACGGCCCGCCUAUCAAGCAAACUUGUUUAAAGUGCCAUAAAAAAGCCACAAAAAAGCGGAGAAAUAAAAUAAAAAAGCUGCCGCGCAGAGCAGACGCGACUGGCGCCGGUGCCCCAAUAGCUAAUUUUCCGGCGAGUGUGCAAGUUUUUUAGUUUUUUCUGUUAAUAAAGAAAAAAUAAGUAAUACAACCAAACUGCAAGUGCAGUGCUGAAUAUGCCCUGAAUUAAGUCACUUGAAGAUCGCACAAAAUGCCGUAACAUUGGUUUGCGCUCGGCAUAUCAAGUCAUUCAGAGAUUAUCGUCCUAAAAGGUGGUCAAUCAAAGGAUUCCAGACAUGAAUUGGGUUAUCUCCAGCUGGCCUUGGCUUCUGCUGGCCAUGAUCUCACUGGGCAGAGCAUCACCUGUUCCCAGUCGCCAGUACAGCUGCAUGAGCUUUCAGGAGAACGACAACACCAUCCACGAUGACGACGGGGACCAGGACUCCAGUGCCGAGGAGCAGGAGCAGCAGAUUGAGUCCACUCCGAUUCCAAGCGAGCCACAUAGACGCACUUGCUCCGAUGGCUACACCUUCUGCUUUACUCUCUGGAACCAGACGCCCAAUGGCACGCGGGUUGUCAAGCAGGGUUGCUGGAAGGACGCUACGGAUCGCACCUCGAUCUGCAGCCAAUCGGAGUGCGCCACCUCGGCUCCAACCUCAAAGACCAAUACAUUGUACUUUUGCUGCUGCUCCGGGGAAGUUUGCAAUGCCCAGUAUUCCGUGGUGGAACCAGCUCCCCUAGAACUUGGCCUAAACGAUGCCAGGACUUCGAUCACCAAUAGAGCCACCGCCAAGCAGCACCAAUCCUUUUGGGCCAGCACAAUGCUGGGACUCGCUGGUGGACUCACGGCCCUCACGAUUGGAAUCUUCUUGGCCGUUCAGUACUGCCGCACGGCCAAGGAGAAAACCGAACCGGAGGAGUCGCCUCUGGCCCCCUCGGGUCCUGGCUACAGCUCCAAUCUGCGGAAUGUGGACAACAUGAACUUGAUCGGCAUGCUGGGCAGCGGGAAGUACGGAACUGUGAUGAAGGGACUGCUCCACGAUCAGGAGGUGGCGGUCAAGAUCUAUCCAGAGGAACACCAUCAGUACUAUGUGAACGAGAGGAAUAUCUACGCGCUGCCCUUGAUGGAAUGUCCUGCACUGUUGAGUUAUUUCGGCUACGAUGAACGCUGCACAAUGGAUGGCCGGAUGGAGUACCAGUUGGUUCUCUCGCUGGCUCCGUUGGGCUGCCUUCAGGACUGGCUGAUAGCCAACACAUUAAGCUUCGCCGAGUGCUGUGGCAUGCUGCGUUCCAUCACGAGGGGCAUCUCCCAUCUGCACACGGAACUCCGCCUGGGAGAUCAGCACAAGCCGUGUGUUGCCCACCGGGACAUCAAUACGAGGAACGUAUUGGUUCAAGCGGAUCUCAGCUGUUGCAUUGCGGACUUCGGCUUCGCCCUGAAGGUGUUUGGCUCCAAGUACGAGUACAAAGGAGAGGUGGCCAUGGCGGAGACGAAGAGCAUCAACGAGGUGGGCACCCUGCGCUACAUGGCACCCGAAUUGCUGGAGGGAGCCGUGAACCUGAGGGAUUGCGAAACCUCGCUGAAGCAAAUGGAUGUUUAUGCCUUGGGCCUGAUGCUCUGGGAGGUAGCCACUCGCUGCUCCGACUUCUACGCUCCCGGACAGACGACUCCCCCGUACAAGGCUCCCUACGAACAGGAGGUGGGCUCCCAUCCCAGUUUCGACCAGAUGCAGGCGUUGGUGGUGCGGCACAAGGCGCGUCCCCUGUUCCCCACCGGUUGGGGCGGUGGUGCGGCGGCCAAGGUGGUGCGAGAUACCUGUGAAGAUUGCUGGGAUCACGACGCGGAUGCCAGGCUGACCUCCUUGUGUGCCGAGGAGCGAAUGCAGGAAAUGUCCGGUUUGAGGCCGAGAGCUCAGGCUCAGCCGGCGAGUCCUCUGUUGAACACCAACAACCUGGUCAACCCUCCGGAACAGGGCUUGAACAUCAUAACCACAACGACCACUUCGGCUGCAGUGCAUCACCAGAUGAGCUCGGAUGCCACUGGUCUCAUCCAGCCGCCUCCCAAUCAGCAGUUGCCUCUGGCCGCCUUGGAGCGGGAGAAGAACCACCUGAGCUACCCGCAGCAGCAACUGCAGCCGUAUCAGGGCAGGAAUCCCUGCCAGGAACGCAACCUGGCACCCCUGCCCCUUCGAACGCCUCCGGUGCUGGUGGAGCGGAGCAAGAAGCACAGUUUCCAGACGCAGCCGCAGGAGAACUCCCUCUCCUGCCUGGAGCACGAUGUGAGUGUGGAGGAGCUGAUAGCCAGCCACCAUCACCAUCACCAACAUCACAACCAGCAGCAGCAGCAGCAGAAGAACACGAUAGUCAGUGCUGUCGGAGGAAAUGGGAAUCCCAGCUUGGGCCAGGGUUUCCCCAAGCAGCAGAACACGGAUCACAAGCUGCGCGGAUGGCAUGGCGUUCGUGCCCUGAUCCACAAGAAGCUCUUCCGCAAGGAGCACGCCGAGGAAUUGUGCCGCCAGCUGCAGUUGGGCGAGGAGAAGUCCAAUCUGGUGACGGCUCUGCGACGACCGAACAAUCUGGACUUGAGUAGUCCCCGGGGCCAGGACAAACCCAUCCCCAUUCAGCUGAGGAGUGCGGAACAGAGGACGGGAACCCCGGCCCACAUCGUACCGCGAUCACUGUCCAGCAGCCUGAUCAAGCACAUUAACGGAAGCACCAACAACAACUCCAUCCAGAGCCACGGCAGCGAACUGCAGACCCUCAGCCGUCCCGCGCCGAAGCGAAGACCCGGCCACCUGCGCACCAACUCCCUGAUGGUCACCAUGGGCCAGGACAGCCAGGGUCCUCCGACGGAGCAGCAGAUGCGGCGCCAGCACAGCCUGGAGGUCUUCCGCGAGGUCUUCAGCGGUCGGGGGAGCAGCGAGCGGCUGAGGGAUCCCAGCGAGCGGGUGAAGACUCCCGGCGAUGUGCCGCCUUCGGUGCGGAAAGCCAGGGCCAGCAAAACUCUGAGCUUGUACGACGAUCGGAUGAUGGACUCCUCCCUGCUCAACAUCCUCUAGCAUGAGGAAGUCCUGCUGCUGGAACUGUAAACUGAACGGAGGCAGCAGGACACGAUAGCCUGACUCAUAUCUCAUCCUCCAUCGAAAACACACACAUAUUCAACGAUAGCCAUAGAGCAGAAGACCCACAUCGCUUCCUGGAAAAGUCUUCUCACAGAAACCGAAACGGAAAACAGGACUGUUUGGGUUUUCAACUUAAGAACUCUUUGAUUUCAAAUCAAAACCAAACAAUCAGAGCAAUGCAAUUAAAUUUAACUUGGAUAAAUAUGAGAUUUAUUGCACAUAGAUGUAUUAAUCAGGAAUCGUAGGAUCACAGAUUUGAAAACCCAAAACAGAUCCUCCAAACAUUUAUUUUUCAAACAUAGUAGAGAGGAGUUCGAAGAUAGUAUGUGUAUAUCUGAAUGUAUUUUUUCACCAAUCAUCCUAGCGUGUAGUGCGGCAAAGAACCAAAGUCCUUAUAGGUUAGAUCAGACUAGAAUCGUACGAGUAUCAGUAUAUAGCAGUAUAUAGCCCCACACACACAUAUAUAUUUUCUGACUUGAACUUGAAUUUGAACCAGAGCGAAACAGGUAGUAGUCUAUAUACAUAGUUUGUACAUCUAUGGUUUUCACUCGAUUUGAGCUUAAGGCGAGGAAGGAAGUCGAGGAGGAAGGGGCUUGGCCGGACCAUUUUUAUAGAGCCAUAUAUAGCAACGAUCUGCAUUACGAGUAUAUCUUUAACUAAGCAUUGUACUGGAAUAUUUAGUCAUCACAUAAUUACAAAUUAAGGCGACAGACCUGGGCUGUCAUCAUACGGAAAACAUGUAUACAAAAAGAGCACAAAAUACUCGGAAUAAAAUAUCUGGUUAACAAAUUACGAACGCCUCUCAAGAGUUAAUGGCAGCCCUAGACCCAUUUGUUCGAGUAUUUGUCAACUCUAUGUAGUAAACCCCUUUGGAUGAAUUUUCGAUGAAUGCCUUUUUGUCGUUCUCUUUAGUAUUUAGACCAAAACACCCGCAGCCUUUCAAUCACAUUAAAUGCAAGUCUAGUUAUGUAUAAUUUACACUAAUUAUAAUUAUAAACAAACUUAAUUUAAUUAAUAAACGAAUUAUUUAAAAGUGA
Messenger RNA from Drosophila ficusphila, 4247 nucleotides. It is a transcript of the gene wit, whose product is annotated as bone morphogenetic protein receptor type-2. Lineage: Eukaryota; Metazoa; Arthropoda; Insecta; Diptera; Drosophilidae. Gene Ontology annotation, biological process: protein phosphorylation; BMP signaling pathway; cellular response to growth factor stimulus. The transcript has 6 exons. The coding region runs from base 385 to 3147 and encodes 920 amino acids. Gene Ontology annotation, cellular component: plasma membrane; signaling receptor complex. Gene Ontology annotation, molecular function: ATP binding; transforming growth factor beta receptor activity. The record is from RefSeq and is a predicted model, not a curated record.